Talaromyces marneffei is the source of this 2631-nucleotide messenger RNA. RefSeq lists its product as uncharacterized. The transcript has 3 exons. Gene Ontology annotation, biological process: glucan catabolic process. Gene Ontology annotation, molecular function: beta-glucosidase activity. Bases 1 to 2631 code for a protein of 876 amino acids. Lineage: Eukaryota; Fungi; Ascomycota; Eurotiomycetes; Eurotiales; Trichocomaceae. The record is from RefSeq and is a predicted model, not a curated record.
AUGGCGGGAGGAAUAAUAUCAUCCCUCCUAGGGUUUCUCCUCCUUGGGCAUUGCACCGCCGCAUCAUCGCACCGCUCCAAUGCUAACCACCACUACGACAACGUAAAACGCGACAGUCUUCCAACAAACUAUACAACACCGGAUUACUAUCCUACUCCAAAUGGCGGCUGGGACUCCAGCUGGUCGGCUGCGUACGCAAAAGCGCAACAGGUUGUCAGCAACAUGACACUGGCCGAGAAAGUCAACAUCACUUCUGGUACAGGCUACUUUAUGGGACCAUGCGUAGGCCAAACGGGUAGCGCUUUACGAUUCGGAAUUCCGCAAAUAUGCCUUCAGGACGGACCACUGGGCAUCCGAAAUACAGACCACAACACAGCCUUUCCGGCAGGCGUAACGACCGGCGCAACAUGGGAUAAAGAUUUGAUGUACGCUCGAGGCGUCGCUUUAGGCGAGGAAGCGCGCGGUAAAGGAAUUAAUGUCCAAAUGGGCCCCGUCGUUGGCCCUAUUGGUCGCAAGCCCAGAGGUGGUAGGAACUGGGAAGGAUUUGGAGCUGAUCCGUCAUUGCAAGCGAUUGCUGGUGCGCAGACGAUUCAGGGUAUGCAGAGUACCGGGGUGAUUGCGACGCUCAAACAUUAUAUAUUGAAUGAGCAGGAAAUGUAUCGGAUGACGACUAUUCUGCAAACGGGUUACUCAUCGGACAUUGAUGAUCGGUCAUUGCAUGAGAUUUAUCUCUGGCCGUUUGCUGAAGGUGUGAGAGCUGGUGUGGGUUCGAUUAUGGCCGCGUAUAACCAUGUGAAUGGAUCAUUAUGUACACAAAACAGCCAGCUCCUCAACGGCAUUCUGAAAGACGAACUCGGCUUCCAGGGGUUUGUCGUAUCUGACUGGUACGCUCAAUUCGGCGGUGUCUCAUCGGCAUUGGCUGGAUUGGAUAUGGCUAUGCCAGGAGACGGCACAGUUCCACUCUUAGGAGAUAGUUAUUGGAAUUCAGAGCUGUCAAGAGCAAUUCUGAAUGGCACUGUGCCACUUGAAAGAUUGAAUGAUAUGGUCACACGAAUCGUAGCAACAUGGUUCCAAAUGGGCCAAGAUAAGGAUUUCCCAUUACCAAACUUCUCAACAAAUACACAAGAUGCUACAGGUCCCUUGUACCCCGGCGCUCUCUUCUCCCCAUCUGGUGUCGUCAAUCAAUUCGUCAACGUACAAGGAAACCACAGCAUCGUCGCCCGAGAAGUCGCUCGUGAUGCCAUCACUUUAUUGAAGAACACAAACCAGACGCUACCUCUUAGUACCAGUGCCUCGUUGGUUGUGUUCGGCACAGAUGCAGGUCCAAACACCAAUGGUUUGAACUCUUGCUCCGACAUGGGCUGCGAUAAUGGUAUAUUGACAAUGGGUUGGGGAAGUGGAAGUGCCAGACUGCCCUAUGUCGUUACGCCGCAACAGGCGAUUCAAAACAUCUCAUCAAAUGCUCAGUUCCAUCUUUCCGAUACUUUCCCAUCUGUUACCGCAUCGGCUAGUGAUAUUGCAAUUGUGUUCAUCAAUGCGAAUUCGGGUGAGAAUUAUAUCACCGUUGAAAGCAAUCCCGGUGACAGGACGGCUGCUGGCCUCAAUGCCUGGCAUGGCGGUGACGAUCUGGUGGUCAAGGUGGCCGCUAAAUACAGCACAGUCAUUGUCGUUGUCCACACGGUUGGCCCGAUCCUGAUGGAAAAAUGGAUUGAUCUACCCUCUGUCAAGGCGGUCCUCGUUGCGCAUCUGCCAGGGCAAGAGGCAGGAAAUUCUCUAACAGAUGUGCUCUUCGGCGAUUACAGUCCUAGCGGCCAUUUGCCAUACACUAUUCCUCAUAACGAAUCUGAGUAUCCGGCAAGCGUCGGCCUCAUCGACAAAUGGUUCGGCCAAAUCCAAGACCAGUUCACGGAGCGUAUUUAUAUCGAUUAUCGACACUUCUUGCAGGCUGGUAUUACUCCAAGAUUCCCAUUCGGAUAUGGUCUAUCAUACACAACUUUCAAAUUCUCCGAUGCAACACUUACAACGGGUACUUCGUUGACUCAAUACCCUCCCGCUAGGCCAACAAAGGGUCCCACGCCAACGUAUGCAACAACCAUUCCACCAGCAUCGGAAGUUGCAUGGCCAGCUGGCUUUAAUCGUAUUUGGCGGUAUUUGUACCCCUAUCUCGAUAAUCCAACGGCAGCUACCUCGAUGGCUCGAUACCCCUAUCCAACAGGUUAUAAAACAACGCCACAACCGGCACCGCGUGCCGGUGGAGCACAGGGAGGUAACCCGGCCCUUUGGGAUACUGCCUUCACGGUCAGUGUGAAGGUUACCAAUACCGGAGCAAAACCUGGUCGCGCUGUAGCGCAGUUGUACGUCGAGUUGCCCGCAGAUACUCUAGGCGUAGAUCUUCCUCCGAGACAGUUGCGACAAUUUGAGAAGACGGCAAUAUUGGCGCCUGGUGAGUCGGUAACGUUAUCGUUGCCGGUGACCAGGAAGGACCUAAGUGUGUGGGAUGUUGUUGUGCAGGAUUGGAAAGCACCGGUUAAUGGAGAAGGGGUAAAAUUCUGGAUUGGAGAGAGUGUGGCAAUGGAGGAUAUGCAGAUAGUCUGUACUGUUGGUCAGGGAUGCGACAGUGCCUCAAACUAG